CAAGCUGCAACACAACAGAAGCAAAAUUCAUAAGAGAUUAAUAAGUGUGGUGAGGAGUUACCAGCAUGAUGAAAGUGGCGUGCCUUCUUCUAGUCUCCGUUGUCUUGGGCUCCGUGGUUGCGACGGACGCAGCCGCCGUGGGUUGGAAGCCCAUCAAGAACAUCAAGGACCCUCACGUGGCGGAGAUCGCCAACUACGCCGUGACGGAGCACGAUAGGCGUUCGGGCCAGAAGCUGAAGCUGCAGAAGGUCGUAAAGGGCGACACUCAGGUGGUGGCGGGGAUCAACUACCGCCUGAUCCUGGCCGCCACCGACGCCUCCUCCACCAGGAAUUACGAAGCCAUCGUGUGGGAAAAGGCGUGGCUGCAUUUCAGGAACCUCACUUCCUUCACCUCUCUUUUUGAUUGAUGCUUGAGUCUCUGUAUUUUGUGUUUAUCAAAUCAUAAUGGACUAGACUACCAAUCUUAAUUUAUUACUCUACUCACUCUUUCUUGCGCGUUA
This is a messenger RNA of Cajanus cajan (pigeon pea), 500 nucleotides long. RefSeq names its product cysteine proteinase inhibitor 1. The record is from RefSeq and is a predicted model, not a curated record. NCBI's taxonomy places the organism in Eukaryota, Viridiplantae, Streptophyta, Magnoliopsida, Fabales, Fabaceae. Gene Ontology annotation, molecular function: cysteine-type endopeptidase inhibitor activity.